Molecule: messenger RNA, 948 nt
Organism: Didymodactylos carnosus
Lineage: Eukaryota; Metazoa; Rotifera; Eurotatoria; Philodinida; Philodinidae
Source: the annotation of a GenBank genome assembly
AUGCUACUCAACAUAGUUUCGUUAUUACUUCUUGUAGUAAAUGUGCUCAAUGGUGCUCAAUGGCCGAUACCUUACGAACGAGUAUCGAGUCGUCCACCAAAUAAUCCAUAUUGUCAACCUGGAUUAAUUCUGUUUUGUCCUACUGGUCAAGCAAAAGAUUCGAUGAUAUUCGCGCAACCAAGUGAUACAAUUGAAAUUUUCGCAUUAAAAAAACCGGUUUGGUCAUUCAAAUUUGGAGAUUUAAUGGCGAAAUUUAAAAUAAUGCAUGAUGCACUUGGAUUUCGAAGUCAACUUACCGGAAAAAAUUGGACGAUGGAAUGGUACGAAUUAGAUCAAUUAUUCAAUUGCACAUUUCCUCAUGUUUUACCUAAUGAUACGUUUAUAUGGUGUAAUCAGGGUGCGUUAUGUGUCUAUGAAGGUAUAGUUGAUUCCAUGUGGAAUGGAUCAUCCGAUUUGAGUAUGUUGAAGAAAAUUGGAGAAACUUCAGGUGUGUUUUAUGAAACGUGGUCAAUUUGGUCUGAUCCAGGCACAGCUGCCACAUUAUAUUUUGAUUCGUAUGAUUGUGCAAGUUUUGUUAUUCGUUCAUUAAAUACUUUAUCUCAAUAUGGAGUUCAAUUCUACAGUGAUGUUCGUUUGAACUAUACACGCUUAAAUAUUUACUCGCAAGAACCUGAAUUAAUUGGCACAUAUGAUUAUAUUAUUCAACAUACAAAUUCUUCACUGAAAAAUGAUUUUAUCAAAUUUUACCGCGAUUUUGACUCGAAAAAGCCAACAACAGAAGAUUGGUUAAAAUCACUACUUCAAAUAUAUGAAUCAUUCUUUAUUCAAAAAAGGUUUUAUUUUUAUUAUAAUGACGUCUAUUGGUAUUUACGUUUGAAAGCGACACCACUCGAAGUAACAUUUGAUGAAAUAUCAAUAGGUGAAAUUAUUCAACCAAAGUAUGCUUGA